This is a messenger RNA of Hippopotamus amphibius kiboko, 1248 nucleotides long. RefSeq names its product selenoprotein W (gene SELENOW). Gene Ontology annotation, cellular component: cytosol. NCBI's taxonomy places the organism in Eukaryota, Metazoa, Chordata, Mammalia, Artiodactyla, Hippopotamidae. The transcript has 6 exons. Gene Ontology annotation, biological process: response to selenium ion. The record is from RefSeq and is a predicted model, not a curated record.
UUUAACCCCCCCCCCCCGUUUCCGGGGCUCAGCGUGGGUAGCAGGUGGGGGGUCAGUUUGUAAUGCGAGGGGAGGUUCCAUCCGCGCGUAAGUUUCCCCUCCCCCAGGACCAGGGACAAUGGUGGGGUGGGGCCGGGCAGAGUCGAGAAGGUUCCAGCGUGUUUGGAGAGGACUUGGAUGCCUUUCGCUACUAACCCUAGUCUUUUUCUGACCUCACUUUUCCCAUCCGUGGAGGGAGUGCUGUGUGUUGGGUGUUAUGCAUGUGAUGUAAUUGCCUCGUUAAGAGUGAAAAAGUGUCAGGUGGGCAGAGAAUGUUCUGUCCUGUAGACCGUUUUAUCGUCCUGGCACCUAGGACCGUGCAGGCAUGCACAGGCAUGCUCUCCUGUAGGCGCUUAAUAAAUGCACGUUCAGUGAAAUCCCUUGAAUGGGGCGGGGGUGGGAUUUUAGCUCCAUUUUACGGGUGGGGAAACUGGGAGUGAGGCGGAGGCAGAUCAGUAACUUGAGGUCCGGACUGAGGAUCACAGGCAUAACCCGAAUCUGGAUCCGCUGGCUGUUAAUGUCUGGGGAAUGUCCAGUGGGGGUUUUGAAAGGCUCAGUGGCGCUUGAGGCUACAAACCCAAGUAUCUUCAGCUCAAGAAGAAGUUAGAAGAUGAGUUUCCUGGACGCCUGGACAUCUGCGGCGAGGGGACUCCCCAGGUCACCGGUUUCUUUGAAGUGUUUGUAGCUGGGAAGUUGGUUCACUCCAAGAAGGGAGGCGAUGGCUACGUGGACACGGAGAGCAAGUUUCUGAAACUGGUGGCCGCCAUCAAAGCCGCUUUGGCUCAGGCCUGAUGUGCCCUGAAGGCAGAGUCCAGUGACCUUGGCCCAGCCCCUCUCGGCAGACGCUUCAUGACAGGAAGGACUGAAAUGUCUCGUGGACGCCUGGUCCUUCCCUGAUGUUCUCACGGCCGCCGGUUGGGGCAGAGAUGGACAGCCCUGGUCUUUGCCUGUGUGUGUGGGAGUGUGUGUGUGUCCCCAGGUGUCUAACUGUGCACGCUGGUCCUCUUCCUCCCCGCCCCACCUCCCCACAUCUCUCAUCUCCCUGCAUCCCCACGUGUCUUCUUUCUACCCUCUGAUGUUUGGGAUGGUCCUGCUGCAGGCUUCCUUUUCAAGGGGAAGCUGAGAGAGGGAUUGGCGUGAAUGAGUUUCAGAUUUCAGCAGGGAUUGCAAUGGUUCGCAAUUCAAUAAACAUUGAUGAGGUUAACAAAA